Molecule: messenger RNA, 3675 nt
Organism: Trichoplusia ni (cabbage looper)
Lineage: Eukaryota; Metazoa; Arthropoda; Insecta; Lepidoptera; Noctuidae
Product: signal-induced proliferation-associated 1-like protein 1
Biological process (GO): regulation of small GTPase mediated signal transduction; activation of GTPase activity
Cellular component (GO): cytoplasm
Molecular function (GO): protein binding; GTPase activator activity
Source: RefSeq, a predicted model, not a curated record
UUUGUUGUCUGUCACAGGUUAACAAGUUAGGUUUAGUAUCUAUGGUUUUUUUAUGUGGAUGAUUGACUUACAUACAACUCCUCAAAUUUUGCAAAAUUAUUCAUUUAUAUUUACUUAGUGUUUAACAUUUGUGUUCCAAGUGAAUAUGUAGCAGUUACAUAAUAUAGUAUUACUAAUAUUCUAUUUCAUUUACGCACUUCUGUGUGAUUAUGUGUAAAUUUAACUCAUUUUGUCAUUUGGUCUUACUUUUCGUCCAAAUUGCAUAUUUUACCAAUCCAUAAAAAAUAUUUGCCUCAGUGAUCCAUCGUAUCAGUUAUUUCAGUUAUUUGAUAAACAGCAAUGCAGUAAGUGAUUUAGAAAAAUAAUGCCAUGUACGCUCCAGAUAAUAGAAGAAAAGAAGCCAGAGAUGUUAUUUAUCGUAGCAAUUCAAGUCUUGACUUGAUAUAUGCCGAACAUCCUUCGGGAAAUGGAUUACGCCGCGAGUAUGGGAGCCAUGGUUCAAUCGACGUAAUUGGGGGCGCAAACGAUCGGUUGCCCGCGAUGGUUCAUAGCUACAGUGGUGUCUCAGCACCAGACAAGCCAGCAGGUCUCAGUCGUGCUGUUGACAGGAUCACCGACGGAAUUACCAGUGACCAUGCGGAUGGACCUCCACCAAGGUCGAGUGCUAGUCCUAAACCUCGACUUAAACUGAAUAAACUGUGGGGAGGAACUGCGCCUGCAUUAUCUCGUCCUUCUGAAGAUGGGAGCCCAUCAGCAAUACCUGAUGGAAAUAAAAGAAAGCAGUUUGCUCACUAUGACUGUCAAUCCUUAAUGGCCAAUUUGAGUUAUGCAGCUGAGAUCCGAGGAGCAUUACUGAGUAGACGUCGCAACACUACAACUGGAGCAUCUGCUGCAUCCUUGCUUGCGACCCGAGGCCUGCCACCAGGAGAUGACGCUGUACCAGACACUGGAGAUGGAAGAUCAAAUGAGUUAUUAGAAAGCUGUCCAUUUUUCAGAAAUGAAUUAGGAGGUGAAGAAGAGCGAUGUGUUUCAUUGUGUUGGAAGACCGCACGCGGCGCUAUACUCGGCCAGUCGGGGGGCUGGCACCGUCCCCGCGCUGCCUACGGUAUUUCAAUGCUAGAGUUCCCACCAGGACACACGCACUGGCGACAUGGCUGCCCAUUUGCAAGAUCUCUUUCUCCGUUCCCUAUCGAAAGCCAAGAUGGUGGAGCUUUGUACUACAGAAACUACUUCUACAAUCAACCUCAUCAAAACUGGUUUGGUAUGGACGAGAACCUCGGUCCAGUGGCGAUAUCUAUCAAGAAGGAGCGUGUCGAACUUCGCCGCGGCGGUGGCGACGCCUCAGCGCCGGCCUCGCAGCUGGCGUGGCAGUACCGCCUCAUCAUCCGCACAUCUGAACUCCUUACACUACGGGGAUCUGUUCUUGAAGAUGCUCUACUAGUGGCUAAACCAAGCAACAAUAGCGCAACUUAUAAUACUAAAGAAGUUUUAGAAUAUGUUGCACCUGAAUUACAAUUUGGUUGCUUAAGGCUUGGCAUAAACAAUGGUGGUGCAGAAGAACAGCUUUUACGACUGGACGAGCAAUGUGUAACAAGACACUUUAAAGUUGGAGUUAUGUACUGCAAAAGUGGGCAAUCAACUGAGGAAGAAAUGUAUAAUAAUCAAGAAGCUGGGCCUGCAUUUGUGGAAUUCCUUCAGAUGUUGGGCCAGACUGUCAGACUAAAAGACUUUGAUAAAUACAAGGCUGGGCUGGACAAUAGAACUGAUUCCACCGGACUCUACUCCGUAUUCACCACUUACCAAAACUGCGAUUUAAUGUUUCACGUCUCGACUAUGCUGCCUUAUACGCCAAAUAACAGACAACAGUUGUUGAGAAAGCGGCAUAUAGGCAACGAUAUUGUAACCAUUGUCUUCCAGGAACCCGGUGCGGCUCCGUUCACACCGCGGAACAUUCGUUCACAGUUCCAACACGUUUUUGUUGUAGUUAGAGCUAUAGAUCCAUGUACAGAGAAUACGCAUUAUAGUAUAGCUGUGAGUCGUGCUAAAGAAGUGCCUUUGUUCGGACCUCCGAUAAAAGAUGGUGCGAUUUACCCUAAGGGUGAAGCAUUCACUGAUCUACUAUUAAGUAAGGUAAUAAACGGCGAAAAUGCUGCAAUCCAAUCACCAAAGUUUAGUACAAUGGCGACGCGUACGCGUCAAGAGUACCUGAAAGAUUUAGCGAAGAAUUAUGUUACUGCUACCACUGUUGAGACUGGACAAAAGUUUUCUAUAUUCUCGUCACUGCUUAUGAAGAGCGGCAACAAUUCCGCUAAUAACACUUUAAUACCGCGAGUUGACAAUUGCACUAAUGACGUACUGGUUGGCGGUGCGCUGUGCUUUCACGUGCAAGUACAAGAUGAAGGGGCUGGUGGGUCUCUGUUGGAUUGCAUGAUGGGUAUAUCGGCUGACACUGUAGUUUUCGUUGAGGAUAGUACGCGGCAGAUUGUUCUUGUUAUACCAACAACCUAUCUGCUAGGCUGGGUGGUGAGCUCGGGCUGGACGCGCGUGUACUACCACCGCGGCGAGAGCGUGCGCGUGCGCGGCGCGGGCGCGGCGCUGCUGCGGCGCCUGGCCGCCGUCGCGCCGCCGCACGCGCGCGCGCUCGACGAGAUCACGCUCGAGAGGGGCGCGCAGCCGCAACUCGGUUUCCACGUCCAGCCGGACGGGCUAGUGACCCUGGUGGAGAGUACAGGCUGCGCGGCCCGCGCCGGCAUCAAGCGCGGCGCGCGCCUGCUGGAGGUGUGUCGCGCCGCCGUCGUCGCGCUACAUCACGAACAACUCGUCGACUUACUCAAGACGUCUGACCCCGUUACGGUGACAGUGACGUUCGCAUCGAGCUCGAAGUGCCAGUGCGAGGCGGGGCUGGAGGAGUGGGCCCCGCUGGCGCGCGCGGACGCGCAGCAGCCGGGCCGCCCGCGCCGCGCCUACGAGCGGGGACACUCGCCGCCGCGCUCCGACAGCUCCGGCUAUGGCACGGGCGGUUCCUGCCGCAGCGGACGCCGCUCUCCGCAGACGUCGCCGGCGCCCGAGGCAGCGCUGCGGCGACGCUCUCACGACGACGCCGCCUCGCCGCGACACGCGCGACAGAAGCGGGCCUCCGCCAACACAUCAUCUCUCACCGAAGACCUAAUCCGCAUGAUGGACGCGGAGCUGGGUGAGGGCGGGCGCGGCAGCAGGGAGGCGGGCGGGGGCGCGGCCGGCGCGGCGCCGCUGCCGCUGCCCGACGCGGGCGCGCUGGACUGGGCCGCGCUAGUACACACCGCCACCCGGGCCAUGCUGCAGGUAACACAUGUCAUGUUACUGGGUGAGGGCGGGCGCGGCAGCAGGGAGGCGGGCGGGGGCGCGGCCGGCGCGGCGCCGCUGCCGCUGCCCGACGCGGGCGCGCUGGACUGGGCCGCGCUAGUACACACCGCCACCCGGGCCAUGCUGCAGGUAACACAUGUCAUGUUACUGGGUGAGGGCGGGCGCGGCAGCAGGGAGGCGGGCGGGGGCGCGGCCGGCGCGGCGCCGCUGCCGCUGCCCGACGCGGGCGCGCUGGACUGGGCCGCGCUAGUACACACCGCCACCCGGGCCAUGCUGCAGGUAACACAUGUCAUGUUACUGGGUGAGGGCGGGCGCGGCAGCAGGGAGGCGGGC